AUGAUACUUGCCGAUUUGGCCCAGCGGCUUCAACUCGAUGUCAGCCCGAACACCUAUUUAAUUGAACUGCUCGUCGUUAUACAAGUGCACAUUUUGGCCGUCUACUACAUCAUCAAAGAAGCUAUAUUCGCGGUGCGCACAACGCCGAGGUGGUACAAACUGUGGGCUGAGGUUUGUUUGUCUGCGGUCAUAAACUUUAAUAGGGCAAUCAAUGAAGACAUUUAU
Messenger RNA from Mesorhabditis belari, 225 nucleotides. The record is from the annotation of a GenBank genome assembly. NCBI's taxonomy places the organism in Eukaryota, Metazoa, Nematoda, Chromadorea, Rhabditida, Rhabditidae.